Molecule: messenger RNA, 1706 nt
Organism: Zonotrichia albicollis (white-throated sparrow)
Lineage: Eukaryota; Metazoa; Chordata; Aves; Passeriformes; Passerellidae
Source: RefSeq, a predicted model, not a curated record
CGUCUCUGCCCUUCAUCAUCCUCACCCUGGUGAACUCCCCCUACAAGAGAGGCUUCUACUGCAACGAUGACUCCAUCCGCUACCCCUACAAGGCUGACACCAUCACCCACGGCCUCAUGGCCGGGGUCACCAUCAGCUGCACUGUCAUCAUUAUCUCAUCAGGGGAGGCAUACCUGGUCUACACCGAGCGUCUCUACUCCAAAUCAGAGUACAACAAUUACCUGGCUGCCCUCUACAAGGUGGUGGGCACCUUUCUCUUCGGGGGAGCCAUCAGCCAGUCCCUGACUGACCUGGCCAAGUACAUGAUCGGCCGUCUGAGGCCAAACUUCCUGGCUGUGUGCAACCCUGACUGGUCCAAGGUGAACUGCUCCAUCUAUGUGCAGCUGGAGAAUGUGUGCCAGGGAGAGAGCAGGAAUGUCACCGAGUCCAGAUUGUCCUUCUACUCGGGACACUCCUCCUUUGGGAUGUACUGCAUGAUGUUCCUGGCGCUGUACGUGCAGGCCCGCCUGGUGGGGAAAUGGGCCCGGCUGCUUCGUCCCACCAUCCAGUUCCUCCUCAUCGCCUUCGCCAUCUACGUGGGCUACACGCGGGUGUCCGACUACAAACACCACUGGAGCGACGUGCUGGUGGGGCUGCUGCAGGGGGCUCUCAUUGCCGUCCUCAUUGUUCACUACGUCUCUGACUUCUUCAAGCAGCGUCCGCCCCGGCAGUGCGAGGAGAAGGACCCAGAGCGCAAACCCAGCCUGCCCCUGACCCUGACUGACCCUGACCACAAUCACUACAGCUACAGGGGAGCCCCGUGAGCCAGCCCUGCCCUUUGCCAUGCUCCUGGCUCUGGGCACAGCUGGCUCUGGGCACAGCUGGCUCUGCCUUCACCAUUGGCCCCACGGCUCCGGUGCCUCUGGCUGACACUGGCACGGGUGGGACAGCCCUGCCUGCUCCCACGUGCCCAUAGUGAUGCCAGCACCCUGCCCAUGGGGAGGGGAUGUCCUCCCUCCCUGUGCACCUGAGUCACACCCCAAGGCUGCUGUCCCAGCCCUCUGUGAGGAGGGAGGGAGGGGAGGGUGGCACGUGGGAGUGGAUUUUGGAUUUACUGGGCUGGCAAAGCGCAAGAGCAAACUCCUGGGGUGGGAAGGCUGAGCCUGCCUGGGCCCAGUGUGUGUUGUCCCUGUCAAAUGAUCCAGCCAUACACAAGUACAAAUCCUCACAGGCACAGGGGGAGCAGGAGGGCUAGCUGUAGUGUUUUGGAGAGGAUUAAAGCAAUCCAGAGCUCCUCUCUGCUCCAUUGAUUACCUUUAAGAGCAGCCCUGCCCGCCAGCAGCUGCUGUGAGCAGAGGGUGCCUGGGCAGGCUCUUCCCUGGCUGUGCCCAAUUCUGCAGUGCUGGGAGCCAGAGCUGUUUGCCCCCUGCCUGCUUCACGCCUGGCUUGGGCAAGGAGCUGCUGCUCCAGCCUUUGUCCCUCCUGCAGCUUCAGCUGAUGCUUUAGGGUGUGUGGCGGGGCUAGGGGAGACAUUUUCUGUGGUAAAGGAAAAUAAAAACGGGGAUGUGGAGCUGUCCAAAUGUCCUGGGAAAGCGGGGGCAAUGGGUACAGAGCAGUCCCCUCACUGGCACGUGGCUGCCUCCAGCACUGCAGUGCUGUGGGUCUCUUUUUAAAGUACAUGCAUUUUCAUUAUGAUGUUGUUUUUAAAUUAGAUCAUCCUUAAAGAA